AUGCGUAGGGACAAACGGGUUGGCUGCUUCAUUCUUGGCACGUGGCCAGUCCCUCAUGCUAAGCGACAACUGGCGAAUAACAGCGUCGACUGGACGAGAACCACCAAUUACCGCGCUGGAGCAGAGCCAAGCCGCGCCCUACCACGUGAGGGAAUCAGCACACAACUUAAGCACGCGCCGUGCGGGUGGGCAGCGGCGGCCGAGCGAGCGACUAUCAUACGGGGCUCCCAGUAA
Molecule: messenger RNA, 234 nt
Organism: Strongylus vulgaris
Lineage: Eukaryota; Metazoa; Nematoda; Chromadorea; Rhabditida; Strongylidae
Source: the annotation of a GenBank genome assembly